This is a messenger RNA of Aphanomyces astaci, 2296 nucleotides long. RefSeq lists its product as hypothetical. The coding region runs from base 1 to 2100 and encodes 699 amino acids. Gene Ontology annotation, biological process: double-strand break repair via homologous recombination. Lineage: Eukaryota; Oomycota; Saprolegniomycetes; Saprolegniales; Verrucalvaceae. Gene Ontology annotation, molecular function: nucleic acid binding; 3'-5' DNA helicase activity; ATP binding. The record is from RefSeq and is a predicted model, not a curated record. Gene Ontology annotation, cellular component: chromosome; cytoplasm. The transcript has 8 exons.
AUGGACAUCGACGCGGCAAUCGCCGCCAAGGAAGGCCAGCUCAAGGACAUUGAGCAUGAAAUCCAACUUCUCUUCGUCAAGCAAUCUGAAGUCGAGCGAGACUUGAGUCUCCUGCGCAAGCAGCAAGCACAUGCUCGGGAAAUCGUCGUGCUAUCCGACUCGGACGACGACGACAAUGUACUUUCCACCACGUCACUCCCGACACGGUACACCACCGCGCAACUUGAAGACGUCUUGCACACUCAGUUUGGGCUUACCUCGUUUCGGCCCCUCCAAGAAUCCAUUCUCAUGGCAACCCUUGCCAAGAAGGACACGUUUGCAAUCAUGCGCAGCGGCGGCGGCAAGAGUUUGUGCUAUCAGCUACCAGCUAUCCUUGAGCGCGAUGUCGGGUUCACCGUCGUGAUAUCUCCGUUGGUGUCGUUGAUCCACGACCAGGUGAUGCACUUUUGCAACAUAUACGGCCCCGAGUCGGCCGUAGCCUUGACGGGCGACUCGUCCAGACAAGACGCCAGCGCCGUCUACGCGCGCAUGCUAGCUCCAUUUUCCCCGCCGCUCCUGCUUCUCUUUGUCACCCCUGAAAAGGUGUCCAACAGUAAACUGCUCCUGUCUCGCUUGGACAAAGCCCACGCCGUAUCGCGCGUCCAGCGGUUCGUCGUCGACGAAGCGCAUUGCUGCAGCCAGUGGGGGCACGACUUUCGCCACGACUAUCAUAAACUGGGUCUGCUCAAACGCCAGUACCCGACCGUGCCCAUGCUCGCCCUUACAGCCACCGCCACGCCCGCCGUCAUCGACGACAUCAAGAUGAUUCUCGAGAUCCCGCACUGCGCGUUCCUGCACUCGACGUUUCUCCGCCCCAACUUGGUCUAUUCCGUCACUGUGAAACCUGACAAAGACUCGGUAGCCGCUAUCGUCGACGCCGUCAUGUCCUUCGGCGCGUCGACCUCUGGCAUCGUGUACUGUAUGACCCGCAAAGAAACCGAGACCGUGGCCGCCGCGCUCCAAGCGGCGGGCGUCCGCGCCGCCUACUACCACGCGUGGGCCCCCGAUCGCCACGUCAUGCACACCCAAUGGGUGCAGAACCACGUGACGGUCAUGGUCGCCACUAUCGCGUUUGGUUUGGGCAUCAACAAGCCAGAUGUGCGCUUUGUACUUCACGCCACCAUGUCUAAAUCGUUGGAGGGGUACUACCAAGAAUCUGGACGAGCCGGGCGCGACGGAUUGCCAGCCCACUGCGUCCUCUUCUUCCGGCCCCAAGACGUCCCCCGCGUCGCGAGUCUCGUGCACAGCGAGCGCGACGGCCUCCGCAACUUUGAAGCGAUGGUCGAGUACUGUCUGAACACUGACCAAACGUGCCGAAAGCAGACGAUGGCGGCGUAUUUUGCAGAGAGCAUGCCGCGUCCAUGCGGAACCGCGUGCGAUGUAUGCGAUGGACGGAUGAUGGAGAACGCCACAUCGUCACAGGACCAAGGGGGGAGCAGCAGCAUGUCUGCGACAGCGUAUGCGCAGCAAGUGGUGCAGUGGCUGUCUGUACCAAACAAGCGAUAUACACUCAAACAAGUGGUGGACGAAGCAACAUCCAAGAAAGCUCAGUGGGCCCUCGAGGGGCCUCUGGCCACCAGACGCCUCGCUGUCGAGCGAUGGCUCGUUCAGCUCACCAUGUCGCAUGUUCUCAAGUGGGAGUUUGCGAUCACGCCAUAUGCGACCAACGCGUACCUUGCGACCGACUACUUGGCUGCCAAACUCACCCGUGGCGACCUGGUGUCGUGUCCCCCCGUCGUGUGUUUCCCUGGCUUUAGUGACGUUGACACUCGGUCGUUUUGUGUUUUGCAUCGGUUGGACCUGGUCCGACAAACGGUCAGCAUCCAACUGAACGUCCUCCCGAGCCAAGUGUGGCGACAGGCCGCCAUGUACCAGUUUGUGCAGUCGCACCCCCCGCCCCCAUGGACGCCCGAGCAAAUCCGCCCCCUUCUGCGACACAGUUUCACUGGAACCGAGGAAGCGGCGGUCACCCAGGCCUUGACUCAUGUCAAUAUACCCAACGACGACGACCUCGAUUACCCAGUGUCGAAAUCAACUAAGCGACGACGGGAGCUAGACUGAACCCAUCGGCCAGUUGUUUGGAUAUCACAGGUAUAACGUUAUCAAGUGAGUGCUCCAACCCACGAUUUCCGUACUUGAAUUGAGUACUUGAACUCCUGCUCCGGUUACCAACAAUCGUAGGUUGGUGUAUCUUUGAGUACUGUAACACAUAUGGAGUACUUGUGUACUUUUGUGAACAUUGACUGUGAGUACCAUG